GUUGAUCGAUGGCGCUCGCUGCGGCUUCCAGAGCUGGAGACUUGGAUAAUCUCUGCGUGCUGUUGAAGGCCGGUGCCGAUCCGAAUGCGAGAGAUAAACGAGGGAAGACUGCGCUUCACGAGGUGCUGCUGCUGAUUUCGACGGCCGAUCGAUCGGAUUUUCUUGCAGGCUUGCUCGCAAGGGCAUGACAAAUGCGUGGAGGCGCUCUUGAGAGCGGGAGCAUUGGUAUCGGCGCACAAGACAAAUGGAUUUACGCCUCUUCACUACGCCGCCGCUACUGGUCGAGCUUCGAUCAUCUCUAUUCUUCUUGCCAGUUUUGGUUUCAGUGGAGCAAACGCUUGCGAUCGCGAUCACAAGGGCGAGCAAGCAAUCCACCUCGCAGCUCGGGGUGGAUUUGUUCCGGCAGUGGAAAUUCUUCUCGCUCAUGGUGCUUCUGGCAACGCAGCAAGUAACAAUGGUCGCACCAGUGAAGGCUAGCAGUGUUCAUACGGCGUCUCUCCAUGGACACGAACUUGUUCUGCGGCUUCUCUUAUCGUCCGGAGCUGAUCCGGCAGCCUGCGACACUGGAGGCUCUCAACCCAUUCAUGAUGCUGCUGCCGGUGGCCACGUCGGUUGCAUGGAGCUCCUGACGCAUUUGGGAGCGGAUCCAAAUGCCAGUGAUUGCGCGGGCUGUACUCCUUUGCAUCGGGGUUCAUCCGCUGGCGAGGUUGACGCUGCUCGAUGGCUACUUAAGCAGAAGGGUGUUGAUGCGAACUGUCGAGACAACAUCGGAUCGACUCCUUUGUACUGGGCUGCGAGCCGUGGACGUGCCGAUGUUGUGGCUCUUUUGAUCCGCGAAGGCAAUGCUGAUCCCUCCGCGCCAAAUGCACACCGAUCUCCACUUCAUGUUGCGGCAGGCUGGAGGCAUUUGAGUGUCUGCGAUGAGCUACUCAAGGCCGGAGCUGAUCCAUUGGCAGUCGACAGGGAGGGACUCACUGUUCUUCAAGUUGCCAAGACUGACGACGUUGCGAAACUUCUUGACGAGGAACUGGUUGCGUCGAGAUCUUGAGCGCCGAGCUGUGCCUUUCCAGAGGAGCUUGUCUAUUUUCUCACUCACGAAGUGGAGGGCUGAGAGUUUUAAGUCUGGACGACACCAAUAUGAUCUGUGGGGCUUAAGUCUUCUCAGGUACGCAACGCAAUAUCUAGGCAAAGUGCGCCACCCAUUGAGAAAAGUCAAACUCUUUUCAAGAGAUCGAAGGAGCAAACGGGCAAAAGUCUUUACACAAGCCAAUGAUUUCUAAACAGCCUCUAACGAUCGAAGAGACAAGGUUUUUUAAAUGAGUAAAUGGAUGGAACGAAAGGCUGGCCUUUGCAAUCCGACUAGAGAUUAACAAUUGUCUCAUUUGCAACUCUAUCAACUUAAAUCUUUGUCCAAAUGACGGUCA
This is a messenger RNA of Selaginella moellendorffii, 1424 nucleotides long. Its product is annotated as serine/threonine-protein phosphatase 6 regulatory ankyrin repeat subunit B. The record is from RefSeq and is a predicted model, not a curated record. Gene Ontology annotation, cellular component: nucleus; cytoplasm. The coding region runs from base 245 to 1048 and encodes 267 amino acids. NCBI's taxonomy places the organism in Eukaryota, Viridiplantae, Streptophyta, Lycopodiopsida, Selaginellales, Selaginellaceae. Gene Ontology annotation, biological process: RNA processing; regulation of gene expression. The transcript has 7 exons. Gene Ontology annotation, molecular function: RNA nuclease activity; protein binding; RNA binding.